Messenger RNA from Neurospora crassa OR74A, 2071 nucleotides. RefSeq names its product NAD-dependent deacetylase sirtuin-2 (gene nst-2). Bases 434 to 1567 code for a protein of 377 amino acids. The record is from RefSeq and is a predicted model, not a curated record. The transcript is spliced from 2 exons. Gene Ontology annotation, molecular function: NAD+ binding; histone deacetylase activity, NAD-dependent. Lineage: Eukaryota; Fungi; Ascomycota; Sordariomycetes; Sordariales; Sordariaceae.
GGGACCUGACAAACCCGCCAGUGGAUGAUGUAAACCAAGCCCUCAGGCCCGACGUCCACUGUAACCUCAGCUGGAGCCUCGUCGUCGCCUUUUCCAUCAACUUGAACAUCACACUCGGAUCUUAUUCCAUCAUUUGUCUGUGUUUCUACUCACAUUCAUUCAACAAGGCGAAACAUCACGCUUAUUCUCAUCAACGCUGCACAUACAUUGUUACAAGAAAAGAUCGACCGUUUUGUUUGUUCGUAUCUCACACUUUUAUCGCCGGAAAUUCGUCAAAAUAGGCCGACACGGGACUCACGGCCUCAGCGCCAAAGGAACACUCGCGGACUACCAAAACGACGACGACUUUGUCGGCUUUGACGAUUUUGCCGUCGGUGGGAAAACCCAAAAGAAACCCAAAAAACCCAAGAAGCCAAAGAAGCCGCGAAGGAAAAUGGGUCAAGAAGUUUCUGCCGUUCCUGAAACGACCAAGCCUGAGAACCUCUCAGAGCGCAGCCUGCCUGCGGUUGCCGACUACAUCAAGUCCGGUAAAGCUCGCAAGGUUGUUGUCUUGACGGGCGCGGGUAUUUCGACUGCUGCUGGCAUUCCUGACUUCCGCUCUCCCGAGACUGGCCUCUACGCCAACUUGGCCGCCUUGGAACUUGAAGAGCCCGAAGAUGUCUUCAGCUUGCCUUUUUUCAAGGAAAACCCCAAGCCAUUCUACGUGCUCGCAAAAGACCUUUAUCCAGGCAAAUUCCACCCUACCAUCUCGCAUGUCUUCAUCAGCCUCCUCGCCACCAAGGGCCUCCUGUACCAGCUCUUCACGCAGAACAUUGACUGUUUGGAGCGCGCCGCCGGUGUCCCCGCCGACCUGAUCGUCGAGGCCCACGGCAGCUUCGCUUCCCAACGCUGCAUCGAUUGCAAGACGCCCUACCCGGACGAUAAGAUGCGCGAACAUGUCAGCCGUGCCGAGGUCCCACACUGCGAAAAGUGCAACGGUCUGGUCAAGCCCGACAUCGUCUUCUUCCACGAGAACCUGCCCUCCCUAUUCUUCGACAGGAGGCACAUGGCCGAGGAAGCUGAUCUGAUCCUCGUUCUCGGCACCAGCUUAACCGUCCAUCCUUUCGCCGGUCUUCCCGAUCUUGCCCCCUUCGAAGUUCCUCGCGUCUUGUUCAACAUGGAACGCGUAGGGUCUCUGGGCUCUCAACCCGAUGACGUCCUUGUCCUCGGAGACUGCGACACUGGUGUGCGGCAGCUGGCUAGCGCGCUCGGGUGGCGCGAGGAGCUGGAGGCCGAGUGGAGGAAGCUGGUAGGCGAUGAGGAGGCGGACAGGCAGUUGGAGGGUUCGUCAAAACGCCAGGUCGAGCUCCAUGAUGAGGUCUCGCAGCUGGUUCAUGAUGUCGAUAAGGUACUGCAUGUGCACGACGUGAGCAGCAGCGGCAGUAGCUCGCCUAGUCCUGAGGCUGUUGCAGAGAAAGAACCAAUUGCGGCAACUCAGCAGGAAGUGCAGCAGAGCGAGUCUGCCUCGGUUAAGGAGAGUGUCGAAACAACAACGUUGACAGAGGAGGUCAAGGUUUCCGGCGCUUGAGGAACGGAGUGGCGCAGGCGUCACGUAGAAGACACGGCUUGGAUCAGGUUGAAGCCGGGUAUUCAAUAAAGGGAUGUGUCAUCGAAGGACUUAACACCGGCCGUACGAUAUCAUACUGCAGGAAAGUAUCAGUGAUUGAUGGCGUUGGUAGGGCAUAGGAAUUGGGUUUGAGACAGGUUUGGGCUGGCGAGUUGGCUCGUCUGUAUCAUGAAUUUCAUGUUGGUUUUUUUUUUUCUUUUUGUUCCUUUUUUUUUCCUGGCAUUGUCAGUCAAGAUACCUGUUCCUGGUGUUUGCAUUCGAUAAUCGUUCCUGCAAUCUGUCGGCAUGGUGCAACAUUAUCUUCUGGGAGAAAUGAGGCCUUCUUAUAUGAACUCAGACGAUCUCGGUGGCUGUGAUCACUCCAGCACCUUUAUCCAGUCCCAUUCGUCCCUUUACCUUCCCAUUUGUAAGUAGUCGAGACUCUGACGGCGAAUCGAACGAAGCCAUUAAACGCGACAUGACAUG